Messenger RNA from Bufo gargarizans (Asiatic toad), 1282 nucleotides. RefSeq names its product mitochondrial ribosomal protein L44 (gene MRPL44). Gene Ontology annotation, biological process: rRNA processing; regulation of gene expression; primary miRNA processing. Gene Ontology annotation, molecular function: double-stranded RNA binding; ribonuclease III activity. The transcript is spliced from 4 exons. Gene Ontology annotation, cellular component: nucleus. NCBI's taxonomy places the organism in Eukaryota, Metazoa, Chordata, Amphibia, Anura, Bufonidae. Bases 104 to 1072 code for a protein of 322 amino acids. The record is from RefSeq and is a predicted model, not a curated record.
ACCCGUUUUCUGAGGGGAAGUGUGUACCGUUGCAGCGCUCCCCCGUCCGCGCAGUCACAAGGUCCCUGUGUGCAGGAGCCGUCAGCAGUCACCUAGCUGUAUCAUGUCCUUGCUGCUGCUGGGCCUCCGCUCUGUGGCGGUCACGGGGCUCCGCUGUCCUCCGGUGCGGGGGAAGAAGCGCUGGCUGCGGCCAUAUCUCCGGUUCUUAGAGAAGAAGGCGGCGCUGGAGGGUGCUCCCAAACCGGUGCCAAGGUCACAGCAGCCGAACUUUGAUUACCAUGCAGAGAUAGUGGCAUUCUCCAAGCGCCUGAAUGAGACCUUCUCUGUUCAGCUCCUAAAGACUGCAUUUGUGAACCGUUCCUAUCUGGUGGAGGAGGAGAGAAAGCGGCGGGACCUGGGUUUGGACUAUGAAACUGCUGCUUUAAAUCUACAAGACAACCAGAAGCUUGCAGAAGAGGGGUCAGACUUUACAAUGUCCUAUCUCAGCAGUACUCUACAAAAGGCCUUUCCAAGUCUACCUGGAGCUGGUCAGAAGGCCUUGGUGAACUAUCUCGCCAGCCAGCAGGUUAUGUGUCAUGUAGCCCAAAAUCUUUCUGUAGAAGAUCUGACGUUGAGUUCAGAGUGCCCCUUAUCUCCUGACACCUUACAGAAGACCUUCCUGGCAGUGAUUGGAGCUCUGUUGGAAAGUUCUGGCCCUGAAAAAACAGAGCACUUUCUCCAAGAUUUCCUUAUUCCUCAGAUGAUCGGGAAGGACUUGUUUGACCUCUGGUCUGUAAUUGACCCUAUGGCUUUACUUGUGGAGCAGUUGUCCCAAAGAAACAUUCCUCUUCCUGAGCCCAGGAUCACAAGACAGUCUGGAGCCAGUACUGUACUACCUGUGUACUUUGUAGGACUUUACUGUGAUAAGAAGCUGAUUGCUGAAGGCCCGGGUGAGACGGUGAUCGCUGCGGAGGAGGAGGCAGCCCGCGUGGCCCUGAGAAAGAUGUUUGGAUUUGCAGAAAACAGACGUCCUUGGGACUAUUCUCCAUCCAGACAGGAUAUCAGUGAUAGGAAGGCCGUACACACAUCGUAACGGUCACACCUACCAUGUGAAUGGACUUUCUGGACUGUGUCAGAGCUGAGCUUAUAAAUCUAGUCAUAAGUGGAGUGAAUAUUUCCACAGAUGUGUUGUCCCCUCCUCUCAGAUAUGUAGACAGUGGACUCUUAUGCACCAUCUUGAAUACACGGACAUUUGCUGCAGGAUUUUCACAGAAUUUGUCUCAAUUAAAAUGUUGAUAAUGUC